UGCCGUGUGUAACUCUGUAUUUAAAUGCGACGAACGUAACAGUAUCGAUUGCAAGUGUUCCUGUUUUACGGAAAGAGGGAAGUGUGGUAACGGAAUCAUCAUGUGGAGAGCAAUAGUAUUAUGUACAGUCAUCGGCCUGAUAGCCGCCGAGAAGGCUACUUUUCACAAUUAUAAGGUCUUCAGAAUUUCUCCGACCACAAACACGCACGUUGAAUUACUACGCCAAUUGACCGAGGUUUCUGAUGGACUUACUUUCUGGAAAGAACCGACUACCGUAAAUACGUAUGUAGAUAUUAUGGUAGCUCCACACAAGCUGCCCGAAUUUUACGAAUUAAUGGCUCAGAUUAAAGCACCCCAUCAAAUUUAUGUUGAAAACGUUCAGACACUAAUCGAUCAAACGACAAAUCGGUCGACGUUGACGUCGCUCAAUUUUGAUGAGGGUUACCACACUCUCUGGGAAAUCUACAAGAACCUGGAUGAUUUGGCCGAGCAAUAUCCCGGCAAAGUAGAAGUUGUCGUGGGUGGCAAAACAUAUGAGGGACGUCAGAUCAAAGGCGUUAAGGUUUCCUUUAAGACCAACAAUCCUGGAAUCUUCAUCGAAGGUGGUAAUCACGCCAGGGAAUGGAUCUCUCCAGCGACUGUUAUGUAUAUUCUUCAUCAAUUGCUGACCAGCACCGAUCCAGAGAUCAGAGAUCUGGCUGAGAGCCACGAUUGGUACAUCUUCCCCGUAUUUAAUCCCGACGGAUAUGUGUACACGCAUACCACCAACCGAAUGUGGAGAAAGACACGUGAGCUGCAUGGUCUAUUCUGCCGAGGUAGUGAUCCUAAUAGGAAUUGGGGUUACAAAUGGGGAACUGGAGGCUCCAGCUCUUUCCCGUGUUCCGAAACUUAUGCCGGAAGUGCACCAUUCUCCGAUAUAGAAACGAAGAGCAUGUCCGAAUAUAUCAAAACCAUUUCUGAUAAAUUUUACGCAUACAUCUCGUUUCACAGCUAUUCACAGCUUUUGAUGUUCCCUUAUGGCUACACAAAGACUCAUAUUGAAAACUACGAGGAUUUGUAUGCCAUUGGUACAAAAUCGGCUGACGCUCUUAAAAAGAGAUAUGGAACCGAAUAUCAGGUUGGAGAUAUUGCCGACACAGUUUACGUGGCUAGUGGAAAUACUGUAGAUUAUAUCGAAGGCGUUUACAAUAAACCUAUUGUCUAUGUCUACGAGUUGCGUGAUCAAGGUCAGUAUGGUUUCUUGUUGCCUCCUGAGCAGAUUAUCCCAACUGGACAAGAAACUCUGGACUCUCUCGUAGUCAUGUUCAAAGAGGCAAAGAGGCUUGGAUACUCCAAUAAUAUUUAAGCUGUUUAUUGCAAAUUGUCCUAUAGACAUUCUUUUAUUAGACAAUUUCCGAUAUUAUUUUGUAAUUGGCUGGUAACAAUAACUUUUAGUUUUUAAUUAUUUUUUGUUUCUUAAUUAUUUGCUACAAUUAUUUCGAUGUUUUGCGCCUAUUUACUUUAGACACGUUAUUUACUUCAAAUCAAUUGCUCCGAAUAUCUGCAACAGAAUUAAAAACAAUGUUGUCAAUUAA
Molecule: messenger RNA, 1574 nt
Organism: Temnothorax curvispinosus
Lineage: Eukaryota; Metazoa; Arthropoda; Insecta; Hymenoptera; Formicidae
Product: zinc carboxypeptidase-like
Exons: 7
Coding region: 101-1345 (414 amino acids)
Biological process (GO): proteolysis
Molecular function (GO): zinc ion binding; metallocarboxypeptidase activity
Source: RefSeq, a predicted model, not a curated record